Messenger RNA from Hermetia illucens (black soldier fly), 2515 nucleotides. It is a transcript of the gene Sec15, whose product is annotated as exocyst complex component 6. Lineage: Eukaryota; Metazoa; Arthropoda; Insecta; Diptera; Stratiomyidae. The record is from RefSeq and is a predicted model, not a curated record. Gene Ontology annotation, biological process: exocytosis; intracellular protein transport; Golgi to plasma membrane transport. The transcript is spliced from 3 exons. Gene Ontology annotation, cellular component: membrane; exocyst. Bases 92 to 2374 code for a protein of 760 amino acids.
ACUAGUUGAAAACAACAAUACGACUUGGCUACCCACUUAAUAAAUUGAUAACAAAUUUUGGGUGAUUCAAUUUGCUGAGCUGCGGUCGAAAAUGGCUGGGGUAUCCAUACAAGACAUCGAGAGCGUCGAAGAAUGCUGGGGGCCAACUUUUCGUUCCAUAUUAGAAGGCAAUGCGUACGACUCGCUUUCAGAACAACUAGAUGGUCGCAUUCGCAGUCUCGAUAAAGACAUAGAGAAAAUAUGCAAUUUAUACUAUCAAGGAUUCAUAGAAUCCAUUCGCGAACUUUUGCAUGUGCGUUCUCAGGUUAAGAACUUGAACCAAGAAAUACUUUCACUUGAUAGCGCCCUGCAAACCGCCGCAACGCAAAUAUUAUCACGGGGCAAAGAAUUGGUGAGAGCCAGACAGAUUGAAAACAACAUUGCAACUGCCAUUAAUGGUCUAUCAAAUUGCUUGCCAGUACUGGAAUGCUAUUCUAAACUUCUUGCUCAAGUGAAGGAGAAGCGAUACUACUCGGCAUUGAAAACUCUUGGACAACUUGAGAAUGACCAUCUCUCUAAGGUGUCUAGUUACAGAUUCGCUUCUCAGAUGAGAGUUGAAGUCCCGAAAUUGAAAUCUAUCAUUAAAAAAUCAUCAGAAGAUGAUUUUCGUGAAUUUCUAGAAAAUAUUCGAAAAUUUUCACCGAAAAUUGGUGAAGUUGCCAUGCGACACACGAGAGAGUUACGAAAAAGAAAUCUGAACAAUGUGAUCGGUGAGUAUCACACUGAGAAAGAAAAUAAAGACUACGAGGCCGAAGAUGAAGAGCUUAGUGUACAGGAUCUGAUCGACUUUUCGCCGAUUUAUCGUUCGCUUCAUAUUUACACUGUUUUGAAUGAUAAAGAGUAUUUUGAAAAGGACUAUCGGAAGCAGCGACGUGAUCAGGCUAAGCUAGUUUUACAGGCACCACAAGCAAUGCAUGACAAUUUAGAGGCAUACAAACACUACAUUUACUCAAUCGUUGGAUUUUUCAUUGUUGAGGACCAUAUAAUGAACACAGCCAAAGACGUUGUGACACGAUCUUAUUUAGACGAUUUAUGGUCAGUGUCCUUGUCCAGAGCGGUAAAUGUUAUAAGUAUGAAUUCAUCAUCCUGUACAGAUCCGAAUAUCCUGUUAAGAAUCAAAAGUGUCAUCAUAUUAUCUAUUUUCACUUUGAAGUCUUAUGGGUACAACGUCAAUCAACUUUGGGAAAUAUUACUUGAAAUGCGAGAUCACUAUAAUGAAGUACUUUUACAACGUUGGGUUAAUGUGUUUCGUGAGAUCUUAGACAACAGUCAAUUCGUGCAAUUGGAAGUCCAAACACAAGAAGAGUAUGAGAGUAUUAUCGAGAAAUUUCCAUUCCAUUCGGAACAAAUGGAAACAUCACAGUAUCCGAAGAAAUUUCCAUUUUCAUCAAUGGUACCAGAGGUUUAUCAUCAAGCAAAAGAGUUUAUGUACGCGUGCAUGAAGUUCUCAGAAGAGUUAUCAUUAUCUUCAAAUGAAGUGGCGGCAAUGGUGAGGCGGGCAGCCAAUCUACUUUUGACGAAAAGUUUCAGUGGGUGCUUGUCGGCUGUUUUCCGCAAUCCGAAUUUGGCACUGAUGCAGGUUAUUCAAAUUAUCAUCGACACACAGUACCUUGAAAAGGCUGGACCAUUUUUGGAUGAUUUCGUCUGUAAAAUGACAAAAACUCAACCGGGCAUGCGGCAGGUUCCUUCAACGAUGUUUCAAAGUGCUCGCGCUGAAGCGGAGAUGCAAGUCUCGAACAAACUUUGUUUGAAGCUUGACGACUUUUUCGAGGAACUCGAAGGAUACAACUGGCUUUUACCCGAACCAAUUGGUCAUGCAUCGCCUUUCAUCACCGACAUGAUUGCAUUCCUGAAAAGUACCUUCCAAAGUUUUUCAUAUCUCCUCCCCACAGUUGCACAAAGCGCAUUUAAGAAAGCUUGUGAACACAUUGCAAAUCACAUUUACAAACUCUUGGUAAGUGAGGAUAUCAAACAGAUUUCUACGGGAGCGCUACAACAAAUCAGCCUUGACCUAAUGCAAUGUGAAUUUUUCGCAUCUUCUGAGCCUGUCCCUGGCUUGAUAGAAGGUGAUGUGUCGAAGUUUUUCGCUGAAGUGCGACAAUUGUUGGAUUUGUUGAUUCUCGAAGAGUGGAGCACGUAUUUGCAUGAUUACGGGAAACCAGAAAAUCGUUAUAAUCUCGUAAAGCCUUUGGAUAUAAUUGUUGUGUUGGAGAAGGUGCGUGAAGCGGAUAGGAAAAAUAUGUUCUCCGUUCUGAAAAAGUCUGAGCGAGAUAAGAAAAAACUCUGGGACACUGUACUGAAGCAGCUCAAACAACUCGCUGAGCGACAGACUUAAGUGUUUUUGCCUCUGAACGAUGUUUUAGUGAUAGUCAAUAUUAUGUAGAUCUAAGAUCGGCUGCCGGAGAAUUAUUUAUAAUCCAACAGGCGGCACAUUAUUUAAUCGAGAAUAAAGUUAUAUUUAUUAUCUAACAAUGAA